Molecule: messenger RNA, 3359 nt
Organism: Hevea brasiliensis (rubber tree)
Lineage: Eukaryota; Viridiplantae; Streptophyta; Magnoliopsida; Malpighiales; Euphorbiaceae
Product: phosphatidylinositol 4-phosphate 5-kinase 6
Exons: 8
Coding region: 552-2924 (790 amino acids)
Biological process (GO): phosphatidylinositol metabolic process
Molecular function (GO): ATP binding; 1-phosphatidylinositol-4-phosphate 5-kinase activity
Source: RefSeq, a predicted model, not a curated record
ACCACCACCACCACCACCAUUUCUUUGGUGUGUUAUUAGUUUUAGGAGCCAAAUUCGGAACCAGAGAAGUUUGUGUUCUUGAAUUCAAUCCAAUCAAAGGGAAGAAAAACAAAAGCGAAAAAAUUCAGGAAAGAAAAUAGAAAGAAAGAAAGAAGAAAGAAAAAGAAAGAAAGAAAGAGUCAUUGGUACCAACCUCUUUUUGCUUUCCCAAUCAAUCUAACAGAACAGCUCUUCUAUUUUUCUUUUUCGAAAUCUGAAAAAUACCCAUUUCAUAAAAUCAUCACAGCAGCUCAAUAUACACAAUGCAGUCUUGAAAAACAAACCCAAAAAAAAAAAAAAAACGAGGUUGAUGUUUUUGUUUUUGCUGUGUUUGUGUUUGACACCCUCCAAUUUUGCCUUUUCUGGGUUUACUGCAAAAAUGUGUCUUUUGUCCUGGAAAACACACAAUAUCGUAGAGAGAAUGGGAGAGGGAGAAUAGGGGAAAGAGAAGAGAUGCUGGAGAGGUAGAAAGAGUUGGUCUUUUUGUAGGUAGAGAGUGGCCGGGAGAGAGAAUGAGCAAAGAGAAUGGGGGUUUUUUGAAGGGCUGGGAAGCAACGGUAAGAAAAUCACAAGCUGCUAUAAAGAAAAGAACCAACUUCAUCUUUGGCACCAUAAUGUCAGCUGCAGUAGCUCAUGCAGAUGAUGAUGAUCCUUCUUGCACUGAGUCUGCAUACCUUGGAGAGAGGGUUUUUCCCUGUGGUGAUUUCUACACUGGCCAAUGGCGUGAAGGGCUCCCUCAUGGCCAGGGCAAAUACCUAUGGAUAGAUGGGUGCAUGUAUGUUGGUGAAUGGUGCAAAGGGAAAACAAUUGGAAAGGGUAAAUUUAGUUGGCCCUGUGGUGCUACCUAUGAAGGUGAUUUCAAGAAUGGCUAUAUGGAUGGUAAAGGGACUUAUACAGGUUCUUCAGGCGAUACUUAUAGGGGUUCUUGGGUUAUGAAUUUGAGACAUGGACAUGGCACAAAGAGUUAUGCCACUGGAGAUUACUACGAAGGUGACUGGAAAAGAGGUUUGCAAGAUGGGCAUGGAAGGUAUCAAUGGAAGAAUGGGAAUCAUUAUAUUGGUCAAUGGAAGAAUGGUAUAAUGAAUGGUAAUGGAACUAUGAUUUGGGGUAAUGGGAAUAGAUAUGAUGGGUUUUGGGAGGAUGGUUUGCCUAAAGGAAAUGGGACUUUUAGAUGGUCAGAUGGAAGUUUUUAUGUGGGUGUUUGGAGUAAAGAUCCUAAAGAGCAAAAUGGGACUUAUUAUCCUUCUGGAUCUAAGUCAGGGAAUUUGGAUUGGAAUCCACAAGAGUUGUUUUUGGAGGACUUGAGUGAUUGCCAAAUUUCUGCUUGUGAAAAGGUCUCAAUUUUCCCAUCACAUAAGACCUUGAAUUGGGCUGGGAUUGAUCAAGGGAGUGUUAAGCCAAUGAAAGGGAAUGGUGAGGAUGGAAGGCCAAGGCGAAUGUCCGUGGAUGGGAGGUUAAGUAAUUAUAGUCUUGCUUCAAUGGAAAGCAAUGAUAUUUUUGGUGGUGGUGGGGAUGGGGUGUGGAGGGAUGGAGAUGAAGGGUUUGGUCAGUUUGAUGAUUUAGAUUCAAAAAUGCAAAGAUUGAAUUUACAGCCUGUGAAGAAGCAAGGGGAGACAAUAUCAAAAGGACAUAAAAACUACGAGCUCAUGCUCAAUCUGCAGUUGGGAAUCAGACAUUCAGUGGGCCGUCCUGCCCCGGCUAUAUCUCUUGAACUGAAGCCUUCAGCUUUUGAUCCCAGGGAAAAAGUUUGGACUAAAUUUCCUCCAGAAGGGUCCAAGUACACUCCACCUCACCAGUCUAGCGAGUUCAAAUGGAAGGAUUACUGCCCUGUUGUUUUCAGGACUCUUAGGAAAUUGUUCAAUGUGGAUGCAGCUGAUUACAUGCUAUCAAUAUGUGGGAAUGAUGCCCUCAGGGAGCUCUCAUCCCCAGGCAAAAGUGGAAGCUUCUUUUACUUAACAAAUGAUGACCGCUACAUGAUAAAGACAAUAAAGAAGGCAGAAGUAAAAGUCCUCUUAAGGAUGCUGCCAGCAUACUACAAUCAUGUUCGGUCAUUUGAGCACACUCUAGUAACCAAAUUCUAUGGUCUUCAUUGUGUGAAAUUAGCUGGUCCAAAUCAGAAAAAGGUGCGAUUUGUCAUUAUGGGGAAUCUGUUCUGUGCUGAGUACACCAUUCAUAGGCGUUUUGACUUGAAAGGUUCUUCGCAUGGUCGCACAACUGCCAAACCUGAAUCAGAAAUUGAUCCAACAACAACACUCAAGGAUCUUGAUCUCAAUUACAUAUUUCGUUUGCAAAAAGUUUGGUUCCAAGAGUUUUGCAGGCAAGUGGACAGAGAUUGUGACUUCCUUGAACAAGAGAGAAUUAUGGAUUACAGUCUCUUGGUUGGUAUUCAUUUUCGAGAAGCUUCAUAUAAGGAUGCUAUGACACCACCUCGUACAUCUGGAGUUACUCCUACUGGCCUUCGCACUCCGACUGGACUUCUCACUCCAUCUGGACUUAGAACUCCUACUGCAGGAAAUGGAGACCCUGAUAGCGAUUGUGGUUCACUCCCACGCCUUUCUAGAGUAGAAAUGGAUAAGCUUGUCUUUGACCCUGCUCGGUGGUCUUCCAUAAAACUGGGCAUCAACAUGCCAGCAAGGGCAGAAAAGACAAUCAGAAGAAGUAAUUGUGAAGGAAGUCUGAUUGGUGAAGCAACUGGAGACUUAUAUGAAAUCAUUUUAUUUUUUGGUAUAAUAGACAUACUACAAGACUAUGAUAUUAGCAAAAAGCUUGAGCAUGCAUACAAAUCAAUGCAAUAUGAUCCGACUUCAAUCUCUGCUGUUGAUCCAAAGCAGUAUUCAAAACGUUUUCGAGAUUUCAUUUUGAGAGUUUUUGUAGAAGACACUUGAAGAUAUAGAUUGACCUGAUUAUUCAAACUUUGCAACCUGUGACCAUCUGUGUAUAGCUAAACUUUUUCUGGGAUGACAAUUCAUUCAGUCAGAAGGUUACCUUUGCACUUAGCUACUGGGAUGAUUUGCAGAUGCCAGGAACAUGCUUUUCUAGUUCAGCAUAGUGGUUUUCCCCUCACCAUCAUCUCUGUUAGUUUACGAAUACAGACAUUUGAUAUAUCCUAGGACGAGUACAGAUUAGAAUUGUAACUUGUAACCACAAUUACUUGAGCUUGUUUCAGUUGUAAAUGAGUUAAAUCAGGGGGAGGAUCUAUAUUGAAAUUGAUUCUUUUUGUGCCAAAGAUAUUCUUUUUCUCCCAGAAAGUGAGGAGUCCUGUUCUGUACAGAAGGAAUUGUAAUGGAACUAACUUAAACUUGAAAGAAAUACUUUUUUGA